Messenger RNA from Verruconis gallopava, 3888 nucleotides. Its product is annotated as glycine dehydrogenase. Lineage: Eukaryota; Fungi; Ascomycota; Dothideomycetes; Venturiales; Sympoventuriaceae. Gene Ontology annotation, biological process: glycine decarboxylation via glycine cleavage system. The record is from RefSeq and is a predicted model, not a curated record. Bases 246 to 3419 code for a protein of 1057 amino acids. Gene Ontology annotation, cellular component: glycine cleavage complex; mitochondrion. The transcript has 2 exons. Gene Ontology annotation, molecular function: pyridoxal phosphate binding; glycine binding; glycine dehydrogenase (decarboxylating) activity.
CAAAAACUUCGAAGUCUCUUCGAGCGAAACAAAGAGCGGGCAUAGCACAGCUCCAAUAGCCCCAGAAAUCGCACCUGUAUCUUGCAUUGAGCUCUGGACGGCGUAGUCACGCGUUUGGCCUCUUCUCUGCGUCAAGUUUUGCACACUCAAUGACGUCUACUUGAGGCGAAACUUUGUGACGGCAGCGACAACAGUGCUUCGCACGCAGCUCAAUUCUAACCACAAAGCCAGGUCAAUCCACCCAGAUGCAGUCUUACUUACGUUUUCUUUCGCCUCGUGGCGUGAGGCCUCUAGGAUUGCGCGCUGCUCGCCCAAGGCAGUUUCCGCUCGUGCGGCGGUGUCUUGCACAGUCACAAUUCCGACCAUUUUACGAGAGCUCCGCGACCGACCGUCAAGAUGGAUCACCAGCAAACCAGAAUGGAGGGCCAAAACUGUCACCGUUCGUACCCCUUGACACCUUCCCACAUCGACACAUUGGGCCCUCGUCACCGGAGGUGCAGCAAAUGCUUAAGGCUUUGGAUCCGCCUGUAGAGUCGCUUGAUGAUUUUGUAAAGGAGGUGCUUCCCGCAGACAUACUGUCUUCAAGAGACCUGCACAUUGACGGGCCAGGAUCGAGGACCAAAGAUGGGAAGAAGUCAAAGCUUGAUGAGGAAGGUUAUUCUGAGUCACAGCUCCUGGCUCGACUUAGGUCGAUAGCAAGCAAGAACAAGGUUUACCGAAGUUAUAUCGGUUGUGGAUAUGCGGGAACACGCGUUCCGGAGGUCAUCAAACGAAACGUGCUAGAGGGGCCUGGGUGGUAUACCAGCUACACACCAUACCAGCCUGAAAUCAGCCAAGGCAGACUGGAAUCCCUUUUGAACUUCCAGACCAUGGUCGGUGACCUCACUGGGCUGGCUAUGGCGAAUGCUUCCGUGCUAGACGAACCUACUGCUGCUGCAGAGGCAAUGACGCUGAGUCUGAACUCGUUGCCGAGUUCCAGGCAGAAGAGAAAGAACAAGGUGUACUUCGUCUCUCACCUUUGUCAUCCACAGACGAUUGCUGUGCUUCAUGCACGAGCCCAAGGUUUCGGUAUCGAGAUUCGUGUAGGCGAUGUCCUUGCUGAUAACUACAAGAAUGUUAAAGACAUUGGCGAAGAUUUGGUUGGCGUGCUCGUGCAAUAUCCCGACACAGAGGGCAAUGUCAGCGAUUUCAGAGGCUUGUCAGAUUUGGUGCACAAAAUGGGUGGCACGUUGAGCGUUGGAACUGAUCUUCUUGCGCUUACGGUGCUCACACCACCAGGAGAAUGGGGAGCAGAUGUUGCCUUUGGCAAUGCCCAACGAUUCGGCGUGCCUUUCGGUUAUGGUGGACCACAUGCCGCGUUCUUUGCUACAAGCGACAAACACAAACGUAAAAUUCCAGGUCGUUUAAUUGGUCUUUCGAAGGACAGAUUGGGUGACCCGGCUGCGAGACUGGCAUUGCAAACAAGAGAGCAACACAUUCGACGAGAGAAGGCAACGAGCAAUAUUUGUACUGCUCAAGCGUUGCUUGCCAACAUGAGUGCUUUUUACGCUAUUUAUCACGGCCCACAGGGUCUAAAGGCCAUCGCAGAAAGAACAAUUACGAUCGCGAGAGUGAUGCAAAAGGCUUUGGAAGAUAUGGGCUACAAAACAGGACGCAGCAGAUCUGGUCUCGUACAGUUCGAUACCGUGGUCAUCAAGGCCACGAAUGCCAAAGAGCUGGUGAGCUGGGCUGUUCAAGACAAACAGAUCAACCUUCGGUUGCUUGACGAUGAGCAUGUGGCGAUCACAGUCGACGAGACGGUAGAUAAGCAGGACAUCGAAGACAUACUCUCAAUCUUUGCAAAGUUUGCCUCUACUACACCGAAAAUCAACCUUGAAAAGAUUGCCGAAGAAGUCGGCUAUGACGCUCAGCAAAUAGCACCACCGUUCAGGAGGAGUUCUAGCUAUCUUACGCAUCCAGUCUUCAACACCCAUCACUCCGAAACAGAACUGCUGCGCUACAUUCACCAUCUUCAGUCGAAGGACUUGUCACUCACUCAUUCCAUGAUUCCCUUGGGAUCUUGCACAAUGAAGCUAAACGCGACUACCGAGAUGGUCCCUGUUUCCUGGCCGGAAUUCUCAUCACUACAUCCUUUCGUGCCAACAGAUCAAGCUCAGGGCUAUGCACAGAUGAUCAAGGAGCUGGAAACCGAUUUGGCGAUGAUAACGGGCUUCGAUGCCGUUUCCGUGCAACCAAAUUCGGGUGCCCAAGGCGAAUUCACCGGUCUGCGUGUCAUUCGCGAAUAUCAGAAACAGCAGCCAGGAAAGAAGCGUGACAUCUGCUUAAUCCCCGUAUCCGCCCAUGGCACAAAUCCCGCAAGCGCAGCGAUGGCAGGGAUGCGGGUCGUGCCUAUUAAGUGUGACACUGUUACUGGGAACCUCGACAUGGCUGACUUGAAAGCGAAAUGUGAAAAGCACAGCGAAGAGCUAGGCGCUAUUAUGAUCACUUAUCCAAGCACCUUUGGAGUGUUUGAGCCUAACAUCAAGGAAGUUUGCAAGCUUGUUCACAAUCACGGCGGCCAGGUGUACAUGGACGGAGCAAACAUGAAUGCUCAAAUUGGUCUAUGUUCACCCGGUGAGAUUGGCGCAGACGUUUGCCAUCUCAACCUGCACAAGACGUUCUGUAUUCCACAUGGUGGUGGUGGACCUGGUGUCGGUCCCAUCGGAGUCAAGUCACACCUUGCGCCGUUCCUGCCAGGCCAUCCUCUUGUCCCCAAUGUCGGCGGUGAAAAGGCAAUUCCUCCCGUUUCAGGUGCACCAUGGGGCUCUGCAUCUAUCCUUCCCAUUUCUUGGGCCUACAUCAAGAUGAUGGGUGGCCUCGGACUUACACACGCGACGAAAAUCACGCUCUUGAACGCAAACUAUAUUCUUUCUCGCCUCAAACCUCACUAUAAGAUCCUUUACACUAAUUCGAAUGGUCGUUGUGCGCAUGAAUUCAUUCUAGAUGUCCGAAGAUUUAAAGAGACGGCGGGAGUAGAGGCCAUCGACAUCGCGAAACGUCUCCAGGACUACGGUUUCCAUGCUCCGACAAUGUCGUGGCCCGUGGCGAAUACUCUCAUGAUUGAACCAACAGAGUCGGAAAGUAAGGAAGAGCUCGAUAGAUUUUGCGAUGCAUUGAUCGAGAUUAGAAAGGAGAUCGCCGAGAUAGAGGAGGGAAAGAUGCCAAAGGAGGGUAAUGUCCUUAAAUUGGCACCACAUAGUCAGAAGGACAUCAUCCUCAGCACAGAUUGGGAGACGAGGCCGUAUGACAGGGCCAAAGCGGCAUAUCCGCUUCCAUACCUGAAGGAGAAGAAAUUUUGGCCUGCCGUAACAAGGCUUGACGAUGCUUACGGUGAUGUGAACUUGUUCUGCACAUGUGCUCCUGUAGACAAUGAGCAUUGAAGUAACUUGUGCGGCGACACCACGUCGGACGUUCGUAUCAAAACCAGCUCGAUACAGCCUGGCCUUCAACAAGACCAGCAUCUGUAGUCGAGAACUUGGUGAAAGGUUAUUAUAGGCAACUGAUCAUGGAUAGGCGCUUUGGGGAUAGACAGCGAUGGAAUGCUAUUCAACAUCUCGUGAGCGUUUUAGCGACGGCGUUUAACAUUCUGCCCCGCAGUAUAACGUAAUAAAAGACGGGGGAGACAGGGAGCUCUUUCUCAUCAAAGAUCUAAUUCCGGAGAACAGUAUCUUGAAAUCGUAAUUCUUUUACCUCUUGGCGAGGUCCCGUGGCUUUCUGUCUACACACUGCGUGCUUGAGCUGGGCACCGUAUUACACACGGUGAAUACAUUAUGCUAUGCGUUACGACCCCGCUCUCUCCAAACACGACGAAGGUGAUAUAAUCAUCAAGCCCAUACCGUUAGAUAUGCG